AUUCACGAUAGAUUUGGAGUGGCAAAGGGACGUCACUGUAAAGCAUACCUUCAGGAUAUAAUAUUUUGUUUAUUUUAAUUUUACUCAGCAAAGAUUAAGAUGCAUAGGUCAUUUCUGCGAGUGUUUAGAAACGGGGAAUUAUUGAGAUUUAAGUUUCGGGCAUCUGUGGCCUUCAAUAAGGUAUUGUAUAUUGAAUUAGAUUCUAAUUAAAUCAAAAGAUUUUAAAAUAAAGACAUAUUAAAAAAAAAAAAAAAACACAUAGAUUUUUUUCACUGAGUUGGCGUCGGCUUGGGAGUAGUGGGAGAGAAUUUUUUUUAUUAUAGAUGUUAAACUUCACGUGUAUGAGUAUGAUAUAUAAAUUAGAUUCUAAUUAAAUAAAAAGAUUUUAAAAUAAAGAAAUAUUAAAAAAAAAAAAAAACACAUAGAUUUUUUUCACUGAGUUGGCGUUGGCUUGGGAGUAGUGGGAGAGAAUUUUUUUUAUUAUAGAUGUUAAACUUCACGUGUAUGAGUAUGAUAUAUUUGAUUUAUGGUAAUCUACCACUUGAGCGUCGGCCAAGAAAAAAUCCAGUUGUUCCAGUUGUAUAAGCUUCCCUUCCAUCUGAUACAGUAAGAGAGCCUGGAAGGAUAUAUUUCUCUAAGUUCUAAGUAAGCACUCUGUAACGUGAUCAUAUCUGGUUCUGGCUUUUCAACCAGGAAACAGUGCCCACUCUCCAUUUCUAUUCCACCCAAAACCCAGUGGCCCUCUCCAUUGUACUAUUAACAGACAUCAAUAAAAAAAAAAAAGUUUAAAUAGCAAUUUUAACCGGAACAACAUGAUUUUUUUCUUAACUGACACUGAAGUGGUAGACAUACAAAUACUACUAACCAGACUAGACUACACACAUAUAGUGACAUAUUAUUUAAUAGUGACUAGGUCUAGUUUAGAAUUUAGUCUGAUUUGUCUGAGUAAAACUGAGUUGAGUGACAAAUGCUGAUCUAUCCAAAUCGAUUUUUGUGCCUUUACUUCACCUUCUCUAUAACAGUGUAUAUAAUUAUUAUAAUACAGUAUGAGUAUUUUAAGUUGAGAGAAAUUAGCAUAAAUUUGUCUACGAAUGAAAGAUAGGUAAGAUCAUUUUAGUCACCAUGACUAGACAUGAAAUAGAUUUAAAUUAAAAAUUGAUGCAUGUUAUAAAGAAGUGCCAAUGUUAUUUCAAUCUGUUUAAUUUUAGGUGCUACCGCAAACAUAUUAUUCAACAUCAGAGGCAGAUAAACCAAAUUUCCCAGGCUCAAGAUCUGUUUUUGUAUCAAAAUUAGAAUUCAUUGAUCCAGAUAAUGCAGAGGGCAUUCCAGUUUAUCGGACUCUUAAUCCAGAAGGACACUUUAUUGAUCCAUCUCAAGAUCCGAAGGUUCGUUUAUGAGCUUUUUACUAAUGCCAUCCUGUAGUCCUAAAAUGGCAAUUACAAUUUCAAUCUCUUAAAAGUCUAAAAAGUUUUUUUUUUUGCAUUGUUUUGCAUUAUACAAAGUUUAUAUUUAUCAAUUUGAUUUGCACAACGUAAUGUAAAAAAAAAGUCAGAUUUGCUAUUGCAAUUUCAUUACAGCAGUAUAUAAUUUCGAUGUAUCUUUAGCUUGAUGAAAAUACAAUACUUAAGAUGUACAAAGAUAUGACACUACUGAAUACAAUGGACAGAGUUCUGUACGACUCUCAACGCCAAGGAAGAAUCUCUUUUUAUAUGACAAACUAUGGAGAAGAAGGAACUCACAUAGGGUCAGCGGCUGCGUUAAAUCCACAGGACCUAAUUUUUGGCCAAUACAGGGAGGCAGGUGAGCAACAUCAUAUGCAUGUUAAUGAAAAUGAAAAGAAUUGUAUAAAAUUCCCUUCAGUAUUGAUAUAUUUCCAUAGGUGUUUUCAUGUGUAUUGACACAUUUCCAUGGGUGUUCUUAUAUGUUUAGAUAUAUUUCCACAGGUGCUCUGAUGUGCAUAAAUAUUUUUCCAUAGUCUUCUCAUAUGUAGUGAUAUAUUUCCAAAGGUGUUCUCAUGUGGCGAGGAUUCCCCCUGCAUCAGUUCAUGCAUCAGUGUUAUGGUAAUGCCAAAGACAUUGGGAAGGGGAGACAAAUGCCGGUGCACUAUGGAUCAAGGGCUCUAAACUUUGUCACAAUUUCUUCAACACUUGCAACUCAGAUGCCACAAGGUAAGCUCAUUUUUGUGUGUAGAUUGUAUAUGACUAAUACUUAUUAUUUCAGCGUCUGGUGUUUAUUAACAAAAUCUACUUCACAAGUCUUUUGAGUAUAGUUGGAGUAGCUGAGUGGUGGCAUUACACAUUUACUGAACUUUAAAAGAUUGUCAGUAGUUAAAAAUAUUGUAAAAAAUAUUUCUAAUUAUCUGUAUAAAUAAAAAUAUAAAAAAAAAUAAAGAAUUUUAAUUCCAGCCUCAGGUUCAGCAUAUGCUUUUAAGAGGAAACAGAAUGGUUUGUGUGUGGUUUGUUACUUUGGCGAGGGAGCAGCAUCAGAGGGAGAUGCGCAUGCAGCAUUUAACUUUGCUGCUGUUCUGAGUUGCCCCAUCAUAUUUUUCUGGUGAGUCCUUUCAUCUUAGAGCCUAGUAGGUGUAAGUAGGUCAAUUCAUCAUAGUAAAAAUAUAUUCUUGUAGAUCAUUAUGAUUCUUAUGUGGUUCAUUAAUACUAUUUUUUUUAAAGAAGGUUCUUUUCAUUUAGAAAUUACAAAUAUUUGGAACAUGAUGGUGGGCCAUAGUUUGUUGACCCCUGGUAGUAGGCCAUAGUCUGUCAACCCCUUGUUAUAGGCUGUAGUUUGUUUACCCCUGGCAGUAGGAUAUGGUUUGUCAACCCCAGGUGAUAGGCUGUAGUUUUUUUACCCCUUUGGUAGCCCAUAGCUUGUCAACCCCUCGUAGUGGGCUGUAGUUUGUUGACCCCUUGGGGUGGGCCAUAGUUUGUUGACCCCUUUCUCACCAAGGAAUAAAUGUUAUGUUAAAAACUGAAGCUUCAAAAGAAGAUAUAAAAAUAUUAUAUUACAUAUUAACACAAUCAGACAUACACCAACAUUUUAUACAGCAAUCUGAAAAUAUUGUUUUGCAAUCUUCAGUCGAAACAAUGGGUAUGCAAUAUCAACACCUACUAAAGAUCAGUACAGAGGAGAUGGCAUAGGUGAGGCAUGCUAUAGCUUCUUAAAUGUGUUAUAUAAAAAUUCACUAAAUUUAAAACCUUGAUCUCAACUGUCCAUUUAUUAUAUUUUACUGUAAAUUAACAUUUUCCUGUCUCAGGGGAGUACCAUGAGUUUUCUCUGAUAAACUCAAACAUCAUCCCAUGUUAUUCUCUGAUUAACUCAAAUAUGACCUCAUGUUAUUCUCUGAUAAACUCGAGCAUCGGCCCAUGUUUUUUGGCAUAUCCUGAUAACAAAUUGUGAAAAGCUUUAAUUGCAAUAUAAAUUCCAUUUGAUGUGUAGUAUUAAUAUUAAUAAUGAUCUCUAAAUCAGUUUUUCUAUGCUUAACUUCAAAUGUCUUGUGGUUUACAGCCUCUAGGGCAUCAGGUUAUGGAAUGCUGUGUAUUCGUGUAGAUGGCAAUGAUGUGUUUGCUGUUUACAAUGCCACCAAGAUGGCACGUCAGUUGUGUAUUUCCCAGAGUCGUCCAGUUCUGAUUGAAGCAAUGACAUACAGGUAAACUAUACUACAUGAGAGAAGCAGUGACAUAACAGGUCAACUAGGUGACCAAAAAAAAAUUGAUCACCUUAAAUUAAAAUUGGCUGUUACAUUUCCAUCCACCUGCAAAUGAAGAGUUCUUGCAUUGUUCAAACAACCACCGGCCAAUUAAUGGUUGAUAUAUUGUUAAAACAAUUAUGGGCCAGUUAAUAGGAGCCAGAAUGAUCAUGGGCCCUCAAAAUAUAAAAGAAGAAAGUUAUUGAUACAUUGUUAGAACAAUUAUGGGCCAAUUAAUAGUUGAUACAUUGUUAGAAUAAUUAUGGACAAAUUAGUACAGGUAAUUGAUGUUUGGACUAAAUAAGCCUUCACACAGCUCUUUAUACAAAUUUAUAGUUUAAUAAUAAAAUUUUUGGCAAAAUAGGGCUAGUUUGUGCCUACAGUGUCUUUUUUUUUGGGGCCAUUUCAUUGAAAAAAUCUUACAUGUUCAACAGAAUUGGCCACCACAGUACUUCAGAUGACAGUUCAGCAUAUAGGUCAGUGGAUGAAGUAAGCUACUGGGACAAAACAGAUAAUCCAAUUUCACGAUUCCGGCAUUACAUGGCCAAUCAGGGAUGGUGGGAUGAGGAGAAGGAGAAGCAAUGGAAGCUUGACUCUCGGAAAAUGGUAUGUGUAUCUCACUCAAGUGUAUGGUAUUGAUUAAUUGAUUGAAUACUUAUAUAUCGCUAAGUAUCCAUCCUGUUUUAGCAUGCUCACUGUGCUCUCAGUGAUGGCGCCCGGGGCAUCGCAGGGGUUGUCGGAAUGAUUCAUUGUUUCGAUGUUUGCCGCCUGUAGGGGACGCCAUCUCCGGGUUUGAAUUUAGAGUUUCCUUCUAGGUAUGUGUCUCACUACAAAAAAUGGUAUGUGUCAAGUUAAUCAUCAUAAAAUGGUGUGUGUGUCCAAUCAAUAGUAAAACGCUGUGUGUCAAGUCAAGUUUUUUCUCUACUGCCUCUAGUAAAGUAAGAUUGGAGACAUACAAUUUUAGCUGCUGUAUAGCCUAAUAUUUUAAAAAAUACAAGAUACAUACAGCCAAAUAUUUAAAAAAAAAAGAAAUAUAAUUGGCCGUCUACCUUAAACAAUUUAAUCAAGUUAGUGUAAUACAAUUUUAGUAGUUUUGCUCUGCUGUUUAAUAUAAUCUCAACCAAAAAUUAUUCUACACCACCUUUGCUUGAAACAUAUAAUUUUUCCCAAAUGAAUGCAAAAAAAUGUUAGAAUAAAUACUGUAUGACCCAUAAUUAUGGCCCUACGUAUAAUCAUAACUAGCUGUUGGUUGCACUCUACUUCCAGGUGAUGAAAGCAUUUGCAGAAGCCGAGAGUGAGAAGCGUGGCCGCCCUGAGUCCCUGUUUGAGGAUGUCUAUGAUGAGAUGCCUGAUAACAUCAAGAGACAAAUGACAGAAAUGAAGAAUCAUGUCAAACUGUAUAAAGAGCAUUACCCACUAGAGCACUACCAGCCCUUGUCUUGAGCCCUGUCACAUAUCAAGAUUUUUGUUUACAUGCUUCAUGCACAGCCUAAAGUGCACAUUGCUGACCACCUUGCAUGUGCCAUGCUAGAAAUUUAAACAAAAUAAUUUGUUAUUUAAUAGCUCUUGCUAACUAAAAUCUAUAAUAUAAUUUUUGGUGAGGAUGUUUUUUGAUAAGGACAACAGGCUUUGGAGUCUUUGUUACAAUUUGUUAUUAUAGAAUAGGUAGUAUUUUACUAUCUAAUUGAUAUACAUUUAUUAUUUUAAAAUUCAGAUUUUAUUCUAUCCAUUGGUUUAUUCUGAAAAAGAAAAUUGAUGGAUAAAGGUGAUAUUUGAGGAUCCACGAAAUAUGUGGGUACCUUCAAGUGACACUGAAGUGAAUAGUGGUUUUAAAGCAGCUGUGAUGUCAUCCAAAGGGCUGGAAGUAUAAAAGUCAUCCAUUUGAUCACCAUCUUUAGUGGCUGGAUCAGUACUUUUAAAUAAAGAACUUAUUGUUACCGUACAUACUGAAUAAAACUUUUGGGUUGUCAAGAUGGUCAUUUCUUUUUCGCUACACCGGUGAAAUAGAUUUGUGCACAUUCAUUAGCUUGGCAACACAUCACAUCUGUGAUGGUGAGAUGAUGCCAUGGUUUAUCAACAUAUUUGUGAAUAUUAACUGGACAACACAUUUCAGCUAUAAGAUAUUUACUCAGUGUGUUUAACACUCAUUGUUAAUGGUUUUUAAUAAUUCAUGUACAACUUAUGCAGAGUGGAUUUUGUUUGUGGAAAUGUUUUUAAUUUAAUGGAUUCUAUUUAAACUUAUUAAACCAGACAGGAUAUUCUAAAUAUUGAAUAAACCUUUCAUUUUAAAAUUGACACCGUGUGUUUCGUUUCACUCAUUAAAAUGUUG
Molecule: messenger RNA, 6011 nt
Organism: Lymnaea stagnalis (great pond snail)
Lineage: Eukaryota; Metazoa; Mollusca; Gastropoda; Lymnaeidae
Source: the annotation of a GenBank genome assembly